AUGACCAUUAAUGUUACAUUGUCCUAUCAGAAAGGGCAUAGUUUGGCGGAGUUAAGUGAUUUGAAUCUGGGAGGAGAGUUAAACAUCCAAGGCCUAAAAAAUGUUGGGAGUAUAUCUGAAGCCAAAGAUGCCAAUUUGAAGUGUAAACAAGAUCUUCAAGAAUUAUGCUUGUCAUGGGGCAGCAGUGGUAAGACCAAAUCGGUUGUUGGAGCAGAAAUACUUGAAGCUCUUCAACCUCACUCAAAUCUCAAGCGGUUGCAAAUAUUCGGCUAUGGCGGAUUACAUUUGCCAACUUGGAUGGGAAACAAUUCAGCCCUCAUUAGUUUAACUUAUCUUCGACUUAGCAGAUGUCAACAUUGCCGACACCUUCCCGCACUUGGGAGACUCCCGUGUCUUAGAAAGCUUGAGAUAUACUCCAUGAAUGAUGUGCAGUACAUUGAGGAAGAUGAAAGUUAUGAUAAUGUGGAAGCAAGCCCAUUCCCAUCUUUGGAGUACUUGCUCGUGGAGACAUUGCGAAACGUGGAGCGGUUGAUGAAACGGGAAACAACACACAUGUUCCCCUCUCUUUCUAAACUCUAUAUCUAUGAAUGCCCUAAACUGCAAUUGCCGUGCCUUCCACAUGUUAAGGACCUCAGUGUUUGGGGAUGUAGCAAUGAGCAACUGAAGUCAAUCUCUAAUCUCAACAGUCUUAACGCACCAUAUCUUGAUCUAAAUGAUCAAGUGUGGUGCUUCCCAGAAGGAAUGAUGGACAACAUGACCUCUCUUGCAACUUUCGAGAUAUCAAAGUUCAGAGAAUUGAAGGAACUGCCAUCUGACAUCACAAAACUCACUGCUUUGUCUGAUCUAACCAUCAGUGACUGUGGAAAGCUGGAGUGCUUACCAGAACAGGGUUGGGAAGGCUUAUCUUCACUUCGAGAACUGUCAAUUGAUAACUGUAAGAGUUUGGGAUCGUUGCCUGAUGGUGUCCGGCACUUAACUUCACUUCAAUAUUUGAGUAUUGUUGGCUGCCCAAUGUUGAAAGAGCGGUGUAAGAAAGGAACAGGGGAGGAUUGGCACAAGAUAGCACAUGUUCCCCAUGUAGAUAGCAGCUGGUAA
This is a messenger RNA of Arachis stenosperma, 1095 nucleotides long. RefSeq names its product putative disease resistance protein RGA1. Lineage: Eukaryota; Viridiplantae; Streptophyta; Magnoliopsida; Fabales; Fabaceae. The record is from RefSeq and is a predicted model, not a curated record. The coding region runs from base 1 to 1095 and encodes 364 amino acids. The transcript is spliced from 2 exons.